Molecule: messenger RNA, 4545 nt
Organism: Cylindrotheca closterium
Lineage: Eukaryota; Bacillariophyta; Bacillariophyceae; Bacillariales; Bacillariaceae
Source: the annotation of a GenBank genome assembly
AUGAACAAGCAGAAGCUGCAGCUUCGCAGCGAUCUGCAUGAGUUCUUAGAAAGCAAGCAACAAUCGAUUCGUCUGUCAACGGACUUGGAGAAAAAACGUUCGGGGUGUGUCGAUGUCCUGGAAGAAAUUGAAUUCUUCUUGGUGGCUUGGGCAGAGUUUGAAGAUUCUUCCGGUCUUCCUGACCAGCGGCUGAAGCAAACGUUAUCAUGGAUAGUCUCGGUACUGGGACCCGGAGAUCCGCAAUUGCGAGAUCAUUUGUGGGACACUUUGGUGGCCACUGGCGCCAGUACCUCGUGUCGAUUGGUGAUUCUGGACUUUCUCGCUGCUACAAUACCCCCGGGUACCAAUGAAGAUGAGAGAUUUGAACUCAUUAGAAUAUUGAAGCAAGUCUUUAACGACGAUUCUAACCUUGUUGGACCUGUGCUGAACUGUAUAGAUUCCAUCUAUGAGGCUGGUGGACUGGAGCACCGAGACAUCUUUCAAUUCGCCCUUGAUAUGCUUCCAAAGGAACAUGAAUCCCGAAUUCAUCUGAUUAUCAAUUUUCUGGUGAAGCACAUUUCAAACGGCAAAAAUGCCACAACGGUAGUGGAAUCCAUACGGGCAGAAAUGCAAGCAAUCGAAGAAACGGAAUCACCCGAGGCGUUUGUGUUUCCUACAUGCCAAUUAUUCUGUGAAUUGUGGAACGUCCAGCGUUCAAAAAGAUUCUUCGAUAUCUAUCUCGAUAUUUUAGGGGGAGGGAAUAUGGAUGGGGAAGACGACAACUCACAACGUGUUCUAGUUCUUGACAUGAUUGUUCUGUUACUUGCAGGCGGAGAAUCAACGUAUCACUCCAUCGUGGAAGGGAUUAUCGAUUCAAAUUUAAUGGAGAAGUAUUUUUCAUCCAAGCUACCGUGUUUUUUGUUGUCUGAUGGCAUCUGGAGAGAAGUCAGAACGCCGUUGCUGAUUGGAAGCUUAAUAUCUGCAUGUAUCACUACGCUGUCAUCUCCUUUCCGAACCAGAUCGAUGGAGAAUCUUGAAAGACACCUAGAUACAUCAAGGCGGUUCAUUUGUCAGGUAUUUAGAGCUCUCCGGGACAAUGGUAAAGCGUGCAAGAGAUUGGCCGUUUCUAUGAUCAAUUUGGCGAACGCGGCGAAAGAGACCAUCGACUCUGAGAGUGGCUUGUUUGAGAAAAAUGACGAAGCUGCAGAUGCGAUCUACUCUUGUAUCUUUGGAGCGCUGGAUACGGCUGUAUGGGAUGGCUCGGGAGCCAUGACAUCUACAAAAUCUUUCAUUAGGAAACACUUACUCAAAACCCUUUCAACUGGGCAGCACAACGAUGUGACGUUAGAGCAAGUCUGCGCUACUCUUUGUAACUUGGAGCCUAAAGAUGACAACAAGGUAGAAAAAAAGGUGCUCUUUCAGCUACUUCAAAGCCUGUUAUUUUCUUCGACUCCUUCGGUCAGCGAAAAGCAAACAAUUCAGAAAUGUCGUGCUGGAUUCCUUUUGGCGUCGUCGAUGAUUACGAACAUUGCAGCCUUGGACGAGAAAUCGAUUGCCGCUAUUUGGAAUAUUCUAAAAUCUGUGCUGUUGCCUCCAAGCACGAGGAUGGUCAACCCUACUAUUGGGUUGCAAGGACUGGAGGUAGCAAGAAAGCUUUGCGCCAGCACCAAGACGAGCCUAUCCUUGAAGAGACAGGUUUUUCACACAGUUACACAUAUGGUAUCCAAAACAAAGUUGAUUCAGUACGCUGCGAACUUCGAAGAGCGCCGUAGGCAAGAUGUAGCUCUCGCCUAUACGGAUCAGGAGGGGGUUUUGAAGUCACCGAGAAAGUCGACUAAUACUCGAAAAAUGGUAUUCUGCUUUGAUGCCCUCAUUCAGGACGAUGCCCUUCUCGACUCAUCGAACUGGAGAAGUGUCAUCGACUAUGUUCUAACUCUUAUUGAUACUUAUCUGGCGAUUGGUAGACAGCCCAAGGACUCGGCUCGGUCACAGUCAUGGACGCCAAAGCCAUGGAUUGAAGGUGCCAUCGAGCUAACGUUGCUAGAUAUGACAAAACUGAAAAUGCCAACAACGAAGAAAAGGGAGCUCCAAGACAUGUUGAAGAUAGAGAUGGGCAAAAGUUUUUCAAAUCUACACACCCCAUCUCGCAACAACAAUGAAAAAACGCUUCUUGGAGUGAUUCAAAGCAUCAAAACUGACGUUGACUUCCAGGAAAUCAUUCAUUCCAUGCUUCGAUUGACUCUAUCAUUGAUAAUAAGUCAAGCAAUAUUGGUUGCAGUGAUAAACAACACCUUUGGUCAGUAUGAAGGCUUUCUGAAUGACCACAAAAAUGGUGUUCCGAAAGAAGCAAGCGACGCACUUCGACUCAUUCACUUACAAUUGGCCAAGUCAUAUGAUCUAAGGAAAAGAUGUAAAACGAUUCAAAAGACAAUGAAAGCCAUGGUCUCAAGAAAAAGUGGGAAACGGAGUGGGCGCAAGCGUUUGAAGAUUUCCAGACUAUCAAACAAUGAAAUGGUUCGGGCAGAGAUGCUUUGGAAUGCUAUCACUGAUCCGAUUCACGACGCCAAAUUGAUCGAGCUUGUAGAUCCUGUGACGGAGAGUCGUUCCGUUCCUAGUGCAGCAGAGGACGAAAUGCCCUUGCUCCAUGUUGUGGAAAUGAGAUUGAAAAUUCUUGAUCAUCUGUUGCUUCAUUUUGGCCACUGGAAGGAGGUCAGUGGCAAGGGAUCGCAUAAAAAUAUAUUGAAAUUGAUCUUUGGUAAAGGUCGAUAUUCAAUGAUAACUCGAUGCCUUCGACUUGCUUCGCACCUGUCUCUUCGCCUUGCAGCUUUGGCUGAAGGAGAACGCAAAAUUGGAGACAGGGCACUGAACUCGGACAGUGCAAGCUUGGACGAAAAAUUGACCCAACUUACAGCAGCGUAUUUUAACCUGCUUUCGAGUGCGACAGCCCUACUUCUUGAGACCCAAAGGGAGCAAAUUGAUCCUCAAUUGAUGACCUCUUGGAAUCUGCUGGCAUUGUUCAGCUCAGCUCUCAGAAGCAAGUCGCAUCUUCGGGAGGAAAUUACGAUUGAUGAUGAUGGAACAAAACCGCCUUUCGAAUCAUUCCAGCGAUUGAUAUCUCCCUUUCGGUCGCAUCUCAGCAUCUGUCGUAAUGAUCUUGUUAGGUUCGAGCUUCUUGAGAUUCUAUCCGUCUUCUGUAUUGAACUGGGAGACGACGCUAUUACUGCGAUGGUUGACGUUAGCAGCGAUUUUUUGCACUCAACAGCGAAAACCUCAUCGGUUGGAAGCCAUCCGCCAUACUCCCUGCGUCUCGCCACGCAGCGAUUGCUUGCUUCGGUUGAUGACGAAGCUGGAGAAGAAAAGGAGUUGGUCCAAUCUCUUCUUGGUUUCGAAUCAAGAACUGGACUUCUCAAGUCGGCAAGUCGCGAUCCAUCCACAACUUUUGGUAUGCUCAGGCACUGGGGCAUACUUGCAGUAGGCUCUAGGCAGUCUGCUGAGCUUCAUAGGUAUUUGCAUCAUCUACUAUCCAAUGCGACUAUUUUUAUUGGAAAUGUUCCGGAUCUUUCUGUGAAUAAAAAAGAAACGGCUGAAGCAGAGGAAGCAGCCAGCGAAGAUGGCGAACAUAUGCCGUGCAAUGAACCCAGUAUCAAGACAGUGGAUCUGCUUGCGAAGUUGUCUAUUCCGGGAAUUUCUGCAGAUUCAUUUGUCGUGUAUUUUGAGUUGACGCUGCAAAUGAUCGUUGCGUCGACUUCAGUUUUCUCCUUGUCCAGUAAAUGGGAAGGUGACGACGAACAACACCCGUUUGAUCGGCUGACGAGACUCUUCGAUGUGUACGGAUCUUCUAUUAGCAUUUAUUUGCAGAAAUGCCACGCUUUCCCUACACAAACCCUCCAAGUGAUUGUGAAAUCAUCCAGAGAUAUUUUGAAGGCGGCGAUUAUAAAAUUGCGUUCCUGUAUGCGAUGGCGGAAUUUGCAACCAGUGGUAUUGGUCCAUGAAAUGGAUGAUGAAAAAGACGACGUUGCAUCUCCGCGACACUUGAAGCGUCUCCUCGAUUCGAUUGACAGCAAUGUAGUUGCACGGAUCCAAUCGAUGUGCAAGGAGCUACCCCGGCUGAAGACCUUCAAAGGCUACGGCUCCCUACAGAAAUUGAAAUCUCUCAGAGCGCAAGCAGAGCGAAUCCAAGCAGAACUCCAAACGACUUCCAGUGUUCUUCAUCUCUCUGAUUUACAAUAUGAUCAAAAGUCAGACGAAGUCCACGGUGCCAGCGUGAAAAGAGGCCGACAUACAGAUGGAGCCGUUGCCCACGAUAUUUGGCAAAACAAUCAUUCGCCAAGGAAAAAGCCGAGGACUGUGGUCAGCCUGCCGCCUGGAUUCAAUGAGGUGCAACGUGAUGGCAUUUCACUUUCUAGCGAACAAAGUCAAGACUCGUCGUACUCUUCAAAUGGGUCAAGAUCAUUUGGAGCGAGCGGCAACUGGGGAGAAGAAUCAGAAGAAAUGUCUGAAUCGGGCGACGAGAUAUUGUUGAAAUCUAAAUGGAUACAAGGGGAUGACGAAAGGGGGUUUCGAUGA